UGGUGUCCCCGUGAUCACCAGCUGAGCAUGUCGCCCAAAAUAGCCCCCGCUGGCCCUCCUCCUGCCCGUGAUGGCCGCUGCCUCCGCCUUGGACUUGGGUGCGCCCUGGGGCCUCGUGCGCCCCGAGCCCGCGCCCACCCGCUUCCACCCGGUGCACGGUGCCCACAUCCGCGUGGACGCCUCCGGGACGCGGGCCACCCGCGUGGAGAGCUUCGCCCACGGCGUGUGCUUCAGUCGCGAGCCGCUGGCCCCGGGCCAGGUGUUCCUGGUGGAGAUUGAGGAUAAGGAGCUGGGCUGGUGCGGACACCUGCGCCUGGGCCUGACGGCGCUCGACCCCGCCAGCCUGCCUGCCGUGCCCGAGUUCUCGCUGCCCGACCUGGUCAGCCUCGGCCACACCUGGGUCUUCGCCAUCACGCGCCACCACAACCGCGUGCCUCCCGAGGGCCACCCGGAGGCGGAGGCCUUGCUUCCCCGCCGGCCCCCGGCCCUCCUGGAGGAGCCCUACCUGUGCAUUGAGCAGUUCCGCAUUCCCCGGGACCGCCUGGUGGGCCGCAGCCGGCCGGGGCUCUACAGUCACCUACUGGACCAGCUCUACGAGCUGAACGUGCUGCCCCCGACCGCGCGCCGCAGCCGCCUGGGCGUGCUGUUCUGCCCGCGUCCUGACAGCACCGCCGACAUGCACAUCGUCAUUAACGGCGAGGACAUGGGCCCCAGCGCCCGGGGCUUGCCAGCAGCGCAGCCCCUCUACGCCGUGGUGGACGUAUUCGCCUCCACCAAGAGCGUGCGCCUGAUCCAGCUCGAGUAUGGCUUGCCCUCCCUGCAGACUCUGUGCCGCCUGCUGAUCCAAAGGAGCGUCGUGCACCGGCUGGCCAUUGACAGGCUCCACCUGCCCAGGGGCCUGAAGGAUUUCUGCAAGAAUGAGUGAUGGCCGGCAGCGGCCGGUGCUGUGUGGAGGCUGGCUGGCCAGAAAUAAACACCGAAAUAAAAUGCUCA
Messenger RNA from Echinops telfairi (small Madagascar hedgehog), 993 nucleotides. It is a transcript of the gene NEURL2, whose product is annotated as neuralized E3 ubiquitin protein ligase 2. The record is from RefSeq and is a predicted model, not a curated record. Gene Ontology annotation, molecular function: ubiquitin protein ligase activity. Gene Ontology annotation, biological process: intracellular signal transduction. The transcript has 2 exons. Bases 71 to 925 code for a protein of 284 amino acids. NCBI's taxonomy places the organism in Eukaryota, Metazoa, Chordata, Mammalia, Afrosoricida, Tenrecidae.